Messenger RNA from Setaria italica (foxtail millet), 4216 nucleotides. RefSeq lists its product as uncharacterized. The record is from RefSeq and is a predicted model, not a curated record. Lineage: Eukaryota; Viridiplantae; Streptophyta; Magnoliopsida; Poales; Poaceae. Bases 331 to 954 code for a protein of 207 amino acids. The transcript has 2 exons.
CAGUGGCAAAGUGGCAAGGAGAUGGAAAGCCAUGCCAUGACAUGGAAUGGAAUGGAAUGGAACAUUCUGCUGCCGAAACGGCCGCGAAGCCACCACUAGUCCACUGCUACUGAAGCAAGCAGGGUGGAAAACGACGGCAAGUUCGUUCCCCAAGUGUUGGACGGGCUAUCGCCUUUCAUCCCCUUGCUCCCGACCAAUCGUUCUGUAACUCUCUCUAUAUAUACAUCUUGGGUCUGUAACUCUAUAUACACAUCUUCACCGACUCAAACUUUCUUCAGUCCCACACCAACACGCAGUCGCACCACACGAGGUCGCUCCGAUCCAGCUCCAAUGGGAUCGGCGGUUUCUUGCAUCGAUGCUCCUAGCGUCUCCGGUGACGUGCAGCAGCCAGCACGGCCACCUGCGCCGCCGUCCAGGGUCAUCGCCGCUGACGGCUCGCUGAAGGAGCUCCCGGGCCCGCAGCUCCCCACCGUCUCCGACGUCCUCAGCAGCAGCGGCGGCGCGUCGCCGUCCUUCUUCGUGUGCAACUCCGACGCGCUCUACUUCGACGAGCGGCCUCCCGCGCUUGCCGCCGCCGAGCGGCUCCGGCCGGGGCAGAUGUACUUCGUGCUCCCGGUGGCGAUGCUCGGGCGCCCGCUGUCGAGCGCCGACAUGGCCGCGCUGGCGGCGCGCGCCAUCGCCGCGCUCCCGGCCGAGGAGCCGCGGGGGCGCGCCGGCGAGAAGAGGAAGAGGAAGCAGGUGCGCGUCGUGCCGGUCUUGUUGCGAGAGGAUGGCGAGGGCGGCGUGGACGAGAGCGUGUUCCACGAGACGCUGAACGAGAAGACGCUCGGAGAGCUCGCCGCGGCAACGAGUCAGGCGAGGGGCGGCGACAAGGUCGCCGCGGCGGCCACGGGAAAGACGAGGCCGUCGGCGCUGAAGAGGGCGCUGAGCAUGAUCCGAGAGGACGCUGAGUGAGGCGCUGGCUGACACGGACUGUAGAAGCAGGAGGGGGGCAGUUCGGCAAGCCUCUCGUUUCGUCUUUCGCCAUUUUUGGCUGUAGAAGCAUAGAUGCACGUGUUCAAAGUUCAAACUAACUUCUUGUAUGACUGUAAUAUGGUUCCCGAUUGCACAUACCUGAAAAAGUGGUAAACAAGAGUCACGGUGAAGCAGCUCGUGCAGAGAACCUGCUUCUUUUGAGUCCACCGUGCCGUCCACCCCCUGGUCAGUGUUUCGUUCGCCGUCCACCCUGGCCGUCGCGAGGAGCCCGCCUCCGCUGCACACCGGAGCUCCGCGGCGCGCCGGCGCCCUGGGAUUCGAAUGAUUCCCGCCCCUUCGUCGAGGUUGCCUCCUCCCCUGAGGACACCGGCUUGCGUUGCACCGGCCAUGGCCACGGUCCAGGGACAGCAAGCAACAAGCAAGAAACGGAGUUGGAUCAGCCCAAGCUCUGCAUCUCAUUCUCAUCCGAUGUCGCCUGAGCUGGCGGCACUCGCCUACAAUCUCGCUGACAGAAGAUACUCUACAGUGUCCGCUUUGCGUCAAUCCGCAGCAUUUGUGCAGUUCUUCAACAAUGACCGAAGAUCAUCUGCUCUGUGAAUUGCCUUAAAAACUCCUCUCUGAAAACAACAUCCACUCAUCCAUGAAGCCUGAACGAUCGUUUCGGGCACGUGCUGCUCGAUUGUUUUGUGCAAACUGAAACGCCGCGAUUGCUGGGUGCCCUACCGUAAUCGCAGUCGCGGUUGCCGCGGCGAGCCGCCCGGGUGCGACGGCGAACGCCCUCCAUUCUUGCUGUGGGUGGAGGGACUGGUGGUGGUGGUAGCGAUUGAGCUGGGGGGCGAGGCGGGGGUUCUUCGUCCCAGCAUGGAGGGCGACGGCGGCGGCGGCGGAUGGCCGGAGGUGGAGUGGACCACGACUAGGGGGCUAUUUGAAAACAACAAAGGGGUUAUAUGAAAAUAAUCGGAUCGCGAUUAGUAAUUGCGAUCCAAUCUAGGGUGCUAUUUGUAAAUAAUAGAGGAUAAAUUGAAAAUAUUCGGAUGGUGACUAUUAAUCGCAAUCCAAUUUAGGGGUUUAUAUGUAAAUAGCAGGGUCUCAAGUGAACAUAUUCUUCAAUUGUUUCGGGCCGACGGCCGGCGACAUGGAAGCCGGCGAGGUCACGCUCGCAGGCCUCCGCUAGCUCCGCCGCUGCGCGUGUCCCGCGGUUGCCUCCGUCAGGAUCACGCACCCGCCCAAUCGCGCGGCGACCCGGGGCUCUAGUUCGCCCGGAGAUGCUCCCGGGGCAGCUCCGUCCGCGCCAGCGUCCGGAAAGCGGUGGUGAGGGAUGGCACCUCGCCACCGAGCGCCACUGCUUGCGAGCCUUCCCACGGCCACCCACGACCGACCAUGGACCGCAGCCAGCCAGAUUCUGCCGCAUGGAUGCCGGGAACGGGCCUAGGCGGAGCCGGAUCCGCCAUCCCAGCACCACCCGGGCAUCCCGCGGCCCCGUCCGCGCCCACGCCGCCGGCCUCCACCUUGCCUCCGCCGCUGAUCCGUCCUCGCCGGGGGCACCUCCACCGGAUCUGGCCCUAUUGGCCACGGAUCUGGGCAGCCCCAACCACGCCGGCUGCCCGAGCUGCCGGAGCCGGGCCACCCACGAGACCACCUUCCGCAGAAGAAUGGUGGCCCCGACCUAGAGAGACCCGCCGCCGCCAUCCCGGCAGCCGCACGGGCUUCCGGCGGGCUGCUCCGGCGGCGACGAGGGGGUAGAAGGGCGGAGUCGGAGGGCCUCGCGGCGGCGGCGCUGGGCUCCGCGAAGCGGGGGCGGCAUUGUAAAUUCCAUACGCUUUUUCACUCAUACAACAGGUGCUGUAAGCAAUCUCAUCCCAGCUGAUGCGUUAACUUAGAGGAGUAAAUCAUUUGCUAUCUGCAAGGCAAAACGAAAGCCAUUUGCGGAAAAGAGAUUGAUGUAGUUCUGUUGCCAUUUGCAUUAUUUGAUCUAAAAAUUAGUAAUAUCGAUUCGAUGGCCAUUUCACUACUUCAUUGAGAGUUGAACCAUAUGCACUUUGUCACCACCACAACAGAUUAACUCAGCAGCUGUUUCCAUUUCGGAAAAAGAAAGGAAAAAAAUAAAUGAACCGAUUUUCCUCAAACACACAAGAGAACUACAUGGUAUUGCUUUAACAAAGAAAUAGACAAUCCAGUAAGGACUGAACCAAUUCAUGUUCGAAGGAAUUAGAAAGGAACCCUUUCCAGUGCCUUAUCGUAAUCAGGAGGUGUUAUGAGCUCCUCAAUAUUCAGUUGAUCUUUUCUUUUCUUUUUUCUGUUAGAACACGCAAAAGCUUUGCGUGUCAAUCUUGUAGUAGAGGGUCGCAAGUGGACCAAAAGUUUCAAAAGUGCAAUAGGCUGAACAUUCAGUUGUGAUUUAUUGGAUUAGUACAGGGAAACAUGAAAAGUAAAAAAAAAAACGUCUAGCAAGGACUAGUCGUGAAAAUGUUUAGUUCUAUUUUAGCCUUUAUUGGAUAUUGAUCGGUUCACUAACAAAGGAAAGGGCAUAGACUGAAAUGACAAUAAUAUUUUUCUUUGGGUUUUUGGUAGUCCUGUUGAGCAUUUGGAUCUAAUAAUUAAGUACUGUCAACCCAACAACACAUUAAAAUUGGUCAGAAGAACAGAGAAAACCUUUUCCUCUUCAUAAAAUAAAGAAAAAAAUGGAACGCCUUCGAAUUUGCAAGUCUCAACCAUGGUGAGAACCAAGGAAUUAGGGAAGGAAUCCUUGUCUGUGCCGUUUUUCAGUAAUCAGGAGGUGAUCAAUGCUCUCAAACAUUCAGCUGAAAGCUGUUCUUUCAGUGACAGUAAGGAUAUUUACUUCUAUGUUAGGGUUUACUGAACAUUUUUUUGUUGAAUGACAAAGGAAAAGGCCAGAAGGGUCGCUGCAUAGACUGAAUUGCUGAAACGAUAAUAAAAUUGCAGGCCUGCAAGCUUCACUCAUGAUUCAGAACCGUGUUUACAUUCUUCAGUGGGAGCCUGGGUGCUCAACGUUCUCACCAGAAGUCCUCACUGAAAGAUCAACUGUAUUUUCGAGAACUGGUUUCCUUUUGAUUAGUACUGAAAAUGCUGCGAGGCCAAACUCGCUGCAUGGUUCUGUUCUUCUGACGAUGCAAUGUGUAUUCGGGCGAAAGAAAGGAGUAGACAAAGUGACAGUUGAGUGGAUUUGUUUAUACUAGUGAUCAAUUCCAAGACCCCAGAUAUUCAGCAGAUUAUUCUUUUA